This is a messenger RNA of Saccostrea echinata, 510 nucleotides long. RefSeq names its product putative nuclease HARBI1. Bases 1 to 510 code for a protein of 169 amino acids. The transcript has a single exon. The record is from RefSeq and is a predicted model, not a curated record. Lineage: Eukaryota; Metazoa; Mollusca; Bivalvia; Ostreida; Ostreidae.
AUGGCAGUGUGCGAUUCCAAUUUAAAAUUUUUGAAUUUGGUAGCUAAGUGGCCUGGUUCAUCACAUGAGGCAUUUGUGUGGUCCAAUUCUGUGCUGUGUCAAAUAUUUGAGAAUGGCAACAUUGCCAGAAGUUGGCUAGUUGGUGACAGUGCCUACCCAUUAAAGAAAUAUUUAUUGAUAUUCUUGUUAAACCCAAGUAACCCCCAGCAGGAGGCGUACAACGAAGCCCAGGCAAAAACCAGAGCCUCCAUUGAGAAAGCGUUUGGUGUUCUUAAAAUGAGGUUCCGGUGCACCGAUCGUUCCGGAGGGAUCCUUAUUUUUCGACCUGAGAGAGCAUUUCGGAUUGUGGCUGCUUGUGUUGUUCUACAUAACAUUUGUACUAAGAACAAUGUCCCUGUGCCCCGAAACAGGUAUCAGUAUCGGUUUAUUCAACAACCAGACAAUGUUGUGUACCAAGGAGUAAACAAUGACGGUGCUGAAGUUAGAAUAUUAAUACAAACUCGAUUCUGA